This is a messenger RNA of Pectinophora gossypiella (pink bollworm), 470 nucleotides long. It is a transcript of the gene ATPsynG, whose product is annotated as ATP synthase subunit g, mitochondrial. Gene Ontology annotation, biological process: proton motive force-driven ATP synthesis. Lineage: Eukaryota; Metazoa; Arthropoda; Insecta; Lepidoptera; Gelechiidae. The transcript has 2 exons. The record is from RefSeq and is a predicted model, not a curated record. Bases 124 to 402 code for a protein of 92 amino acids. Gene Ontology annotation, molecular function: proton transmembrane transporter activity.
UACUGAAAUGCGUUUUUGACGUUUUGGAUUUGACAGUCGACAGCUAGUCCAAUUCCUUCCGAAAUCAAAAAUUUGGGGUUGUUUUUAGUACUUCAUUUGUUUUAAUUAAUUAAAUAUAUCGAAAUGGCGUCUAUGGUUAACUCGGCACUGGCGCAGGCUCGCCCCAAGUUAGGAAUCUUCAUGAAGUACGCGCGGGUGGAGUUGGCCCCUCCCAAACUGAGCGAGAUCCCUCAGAUUAAAGCUGGUAUUGGCAAGCUCCUGUCGAGUGCCAAGUCGGGGGCGUGGAAAAAUCAGACCGUCAAGCAGGCCACAGUGAACACCCUGGUUGGCGCUGAGGUGCUCUUCUGGUUCUUCGUUGGAGAAUGCAUCGGCAAGCGCCACAUCGUCGGCUACAAUGUCUAGAUUUCGGUUUAAGUGUAACUCUGUAGAUAUACCUAUGUACUGUUCAGUGAAAUAAAUUAUUAAAAUCA